Molecule: messenger RNA, 3854 nt
Organism: Eruca vesicaria subsp. sativa (arugula)
Lineage: Eukaryota; Viridiplantae; Streptophyta; Magnoliopsida; Brassicales; Brassicaceae
Source: the annotation of a GenBank genome assembly
GCACUUCUCCGCUUCUCCUCAAAAUAUCUCUCUCUCGAGGCUUUACCGAAAUCAAAAUCUCUCUAUCUGCUCAAGUAAAACUUCAAAAGUCAUGGGAGACCACCAAAACGACGACGUAUUCUCCUUCUUCACCACACCCAACGACUCCGACUUCUCCUCCGCCACCACCGCAACCCCCUCCACUCUCUUCAACCCUUCCUCUUACUCCUACUCCUCCUCCUCCUCCGGCGACGAAUCCCAAUCCCAAUCCCACCCUUCCGCCCCCUCCCUCGACGACAGCAACAAACGAAUCGACUACAUGAUCCAAUUCCUCGACCGCAGGCUCAGCCAAGACGGCAAUUCCGACGCGAUCGGAUCCGAUACCUCCCCCGACGGCGGCUCAGAUUCCCUCCCGGAGUUCGUCGGGAAGUGCGGCGGCGCCGGGAUCUUCAAGGUCCCGAUCAGGUCCGCGGUUCAUCCGAAUCGACCUCCCAGCCUCGACGUCAGGCCUCAUCCUCUAAGGGAAAGUGAAAUCGGACGGUUCUUGAGGACGAUGACGAGUACGGAGAGGCAGCUAUGGGCGGGAGGGGAGGACGGGGGGUUGAAGGUGUGGGACUUCGAGGGAUUGUAUGGAAGCGGGAGGGGAUUAGAGGUGGAGGUGGAGGAUACGGCGCCGUAUAGAGAGAGUUCGGAGAUGGAGAUGGGAUCUUCUGUUGUGUGUAUGGUUGGGGAUGAAGGGAGUAGAGUUGUUUGGAGUGGGCAUAGGGAUGGGAGGAUUAGAUGUUGGAAAAUUAGAGAGGAUUAUGUGAUUGAAGAGGCCUUGUCGUGGCAAGCUCAUCGUGGUCCUGUGCUCUCCAUUGCCAUCUCCUCUUAUGGAGAUAUAUGGUCCGGGUCUGAGGGAGGCGCUCUUAAAGUUUGGCCCUGGGAAGGUUUGGGGAAGUCUCUUUCUUUGAAAGUGGAACAGAGGAACAUGGCUGUGUUAUCAAUAGAGAGAUCGUAUAUUGACCCAAGGAACCAGACUUCGGCCAAUGGUUUUGCUAAUACAUUGACGUCAGAUGUUACGUUUUUGGUAUCUGAUCACACAAGGGCAAAAGUGUGGAGUGCUAGUCCCUUGACGUUUGCUUUGUGGGAUGCUCGCACAAGGGAUUUGAUCAAAGUAUUCAAUAUUGAUGGGCAGCUUGAAAAUCGAAAUGACAUGUCCGUUUUUCCUGAUUUUGGCACUGAUGAAGAUGCAAAUAUGAGGAUUGCCACUGCUUCAAGGAAAGAGAAAAGUCAGUCUUCUCUUGGUUUCUUUCAGCGGUCGCGUAAUGCUAUUAUGGGAGCAGCUGAUGCAGUUCGCCGUGCUGCAGUGAAAGGGGGGUUUUGUGAUGAUAGUAAAAGGACUGAGGCCAUUGUCAUAUCUGCUGAUGGAGUCAUUUGGACUGGAACUGCAAACGGUGUAGUUAUGCGAUGGGAUGGGAAUGGUAAUUGCUUGCAAGAGUUCUCAUACCAGUCUUCUGGUAUUCUCUGCAUGUUUACUUUUUGUUCUCGGCUGUGGGUUGGUUAUUCCAAUGGAACUGUUCAGGUAUUGGACCUUGAGGGAAAGCUGCUUGGAGGAUGGGUGGCUCAUAGUGGUCCUGUAAUAAAAAUGGCUAUUGGUGGUGGUUAUUUAUUUACCCUUGCGUAUCAUGGAGGUAUCCGAGGAUGGAAUGUUACUUCUCCAGGGCCCCUUGACAAUGUAUUACGGGCUGAGUUGGCUGGGAAAGAAUUUUUGUAUUCAAGGAUCGAGAACGUGAAAAUAUUAGCUGGUACGUGGAACGUUGGAGAGGGUAGAGCAUCAACCGACUCAAUUGUAUCUUGGUUAGGCUGUGCUGCAACUGGAGUUGAGAUCGUAGUUGUUGGGCUGCAAGAAGUUGAAAUGGGAGCAGGAGUUCUUGCAAUGUCCGCAGCAAGAGAAACAGUGGGACUUGAGGGUAGUCCACUGGGUCAGUGGUGGAUGGAUUUGAUUGGGAAAACGUUGGAUGAGGGUUCAUCGUUUGUUCGCGUUGGCUCUAGGCAGCUAGCAGGGUUGCUCAUUUGUGUAUGGGUUAGAAGUGACCUUAAGCCUCACGUGGGAGAUGUUGACGCUGCUGCGGUUCCUUGUGGUUUUGGACGAGCGAUUGGUAAUAAGGGAGCGGUAGGUGUUCGACUCAGAAUGUAUGAUCGGAUACUGUGCUUUGUAAAUUGUCAUUUUGCUGCACACCUUGAAGCUGUUAGCCGGCGAAAUGCUGACUUCGACCAUGUUUAUCGAACAAUGGCGUUUUCACGCCUGUCUAGUUCACUCAAUUCAGGAGCUGGUAUGCUGCGAAAUAUAUUCCUCUCCUGUUCUGUUGCCUUCUUGGCUUAUCGCUUUUGGCCUAUUCAUUGGUCUCUCUUGUUAUUGAUCUCUUCCAUUGCAGCUAGUGCUUCAUUUGGUGUCUCAGUGCCUCGUGGUGGCAAUGCUGUCAACGCAUUUGAAGCAAGGCCUGAAUUAUCUGAAGCAGACAUGAUCGUAUUUCUUGGAGAUUUUAACUACCGCUUGGACGAUAUAACUUAUGAUGAAACAAGGGAUUUCAUUUCUCAAAGAUGCUUUGACUGGCUUAGAGAAAAAGACCAGCUACGUGCUGAAAUGGAAGCUGGGAAUGUUUUUCAAGGGAUGCGUGAAGCAAUUAUCAGGUUUCCUCCAACAUACAAGUUUGAAAGGCACCAAGCUGGUCUAGCAGGAUAUGAUUCUGGGGAAAAGAAGCGGAUUCCUGCCUGGUGUGAUAGGAUCCUAUAUCGGGAUAGCAAGAGUCAUUUGGGAGCUGACUGCAGUUUGGAUUGUCCAGUGGUGUCUUCUGUAUCACAGUAUGAUGCGUGCAUGGAUGUAACAGACAGUGACCACAAGCCCGUGCGCUGUGUAUUUAACGUCAAGAUCGCCAGGGUCGAUGAAUCAGUUAGGAGACAAGAGCUGGGGAACAUCAUAAACACGAAUAAGAAAAUAAAGGUCAUGCUUGGAGAGUUAAGCAAGGUUCCAGAAACAGUCGUCAGCACUAAUAAUAUAAUUCUCCAAAAUCGUGAUUCAACGAUUCUGCGUAUCACGAAUAAGAGCGAGAAGCACAUUGCUUUCUUCAAAUUAAUCUGUGAAGGUCAAUCCAUCAUAGAGGAAGACGGUCAGGCGCACGACCACCGAGCAAGAGGCUCUUUCGGGUUUCCCCAGUGGCUUGAGGUGUCUCCAGGAACGGGGAUAAUCAAGCCGAACCAAAUAGCAGAGGUCGCAGUGCGCCUCGAAGACUUCCCAACAGUAGAAGAGUUUGUGGACGGUGUUACUCAGAACUCAUGGUGUGAAGACACAAGAGAUGAGGAAGUCAUAUUGGUGCUCGUGGUGCACGGAAGGUUCUCGACUCAAACAAAAAACCAUAGAAUCCGUGUGCGUCAUUACCCUCGUGGUUGUGCAUCGGCAAAGAAACAUUACGAUGAUAGAUCCAAAACCUCAGGACAAACGAACGCUCUUCAUCGAUCCGAUUAUCAACAGCUAAGCAAUACACUUGAUGUGGUUGAGCAGUUAAAGGAAUUUGCACAGUCCAUAGAAGAGGAGCCACCUCUCCCUUGGAAGGGUCUUUUGUAAGUGUACAUACAGUGAGGUUCAAAGCAACUCUUGCCUCUUAAUGGUUUCUAAUGUGGGGAAAUUUGUGUGAAAAGACAACAAAAGAAACUGAUUAGCUUCUUGUUUUUUUUGUUUAGAGGCUAAUAUGUUGUUGUUGCUGCUUAUGAGUAAUGGAUUUGUAAUGUAACUUUUAUUGUUUUUUGUAAUUCUCUCUCCCUCUCUCAAUAAAUACUCUGUAACUAAAGUGAUGAAUUUGUAUUAAUAUUACUUUGAAAAUCUCUAUCAAUGCGAA